This is a messenger RNA of Pongo pygmaeus (Bornean orangutan), 3211 nucleotides long. RefSeq names its product kirre like nephrin family adhesion molecule 2 (gene KIRREL2). Gene Ontology annotation, molecular function: cell adhesion molecule binding. The record is from RefSeq and is a predicted model, not a curated record. The transcript has 15 exons. NCBI's taxonomy places the organism in Eukaryota, Metazoa, Chordata, Mammalia, Primates, Hominidae. Gene Ontology annotation, biological process: cell-cell adhesion. Gene Ontology annotation, cellular component: plasma membrane; cell-cell junction. Bases 254 to 2563 code for a protein of 769 amino acids.
UCGGGCCCUCUUGGGGUCUCCCAAAGACCCAGGCCGCGGAACUGGCAGGCGUUUCAGAGCGUCAGAGGCUGCGGAUGAGCAGACUUGGAGGACUGCAGGCCAGAGACAGGGGUUCUCUAGGCUGGGGCGAAGAGUCGAGCGUGAACGGGGCUGCGGGCCAGGGUGUGACAGGAGGCGUGCUUGCGAGAAAGAAGUUGACGGGAAGGCCCGUGCGACGGCAAAUCUCGUGAACCUUGGGGGACAAACGCUCAGGAUGCGGGUCCCCUCCCUCCUCGUCCUCCUCUUCUGCUUCAGAGGAAGCGCAGGCCCGUCGCCCCAUUUCCUGCAACAGCCAGAGGACCUGGUGGUGCUGCUGGGGGAGGAAGCCCGGCUGCCGUGUGCUCUGGGCUCCUACUGGGGGCUAGUUCAGUGGACUAAGAGUGGGCUGGCCCUAGGGGGCCAAAGGGACCUGCCAGGGUGGUCCCGGUACUGGAUAUCAGGGAACGCAGCCAAUGGCCAGCAUGACCUCCACAUUAGGCCUGUGGAGCUAGAGGAUGAAGCAUCAUAUGAAUGUCAGGCUACACAAGCAGGCCUCCGCUCCAGACCAGCCCAACUGCAUGUACUGGUCCCCCCAGAAGCCCCCCAGGUGCUGGGCGGCCCCUCUGUGUCUCUGGUUGCUGGAGUUCCUGCGAACCUGACAUGUCGGAGCCAUGGGGAUGCCCGCCCUACCCCUGAAUUGCUGUGGUUCCGAGAUGGGGUCCGGUUGGAUGGAACCACCUUCCAUCAGACCCUGCUGAAGGAAGGGACCCCGGGGUCAGUGGAGAGCACCUUAACCCUGACCCCUUUCAGCCAUGAUGAUGGAGCCACCUUGGUUUGCCGGGCCCGGAGCCAGGCCCUGCCCGCAGGAAGGGACACGGCUAUCACACUGAGCCUGCAGUACCCCCCAGAGGUGACUCUGUCUGCUUCGCCACACACUGUGCAGGAGGGAGAGAAGGUCAUUUUCCUGUGCCAGGCCACAGCCCAGCCUCCUGUCACAGGCUACAGGUGGGCAAAAGGGGGCUCCCCGGUGCUCGGGGCCCGCGGGCCAAGGUUGGAGGUCGUGGCAGACGCCUCGUUCCUGACUGAGCCCGUGUCCUGCGAGGUCAGCAACGCCGUGGGUAGCGCCAACCGCAGUACGGCGCUGGAUGUGCUGUUUGGGCCGAUUCUGCAGGCAAAGCCGGAGCCCGUGUCCGUGGACUUGGGGGAAGACGCCUCUUUCAGCUGCGCCUGGCGCGGGAACCCUCUUCCACGGGUAACCUGGACCCGCCGCGGUGGCGCGCAGGUGCUGGGCUCUGGAGCCACACUGCGCCUUCCAUCGGUGGAGCCCGAGGACGCAGGCGACUAUGUGUGCAGGGCUGAGCCUGGGCUAUCGGGCCUGGGGGGCGGCGCCGCGGAGGCUCGGCUGACUGUGAACGGUGAGAAGGCGGGGUUUGCUAGGGGACUUGGCUCGUCCCGGGAUAGGGAGCGGACAGAGGCGGCAAGGGCUAAUGCAGUGGGAGUGGCCUGGAAGGAGCUUUACACCCAGCGGGGGCUGGAGACCGGACCUAUUGAAGGCGACGCUUUUAGGAGAAUCGGAGUUUGGAGGCGGCGUGGCCUGAUUGAUCGAGCUCCCCCAGUAGUGACCGCCCUGCACUCUGCGCCUGCCUUCCUGAGGGGCCCUGCUCGCCUCCAGUGUCUGGUUUUCGCCUCUCCCGCCCCAGAUGCCGUGGUCUGGUCUUGGGAUGAGGGCUUCCUGGAGGCGGGGUCGCAGGGCCGGUUCCUGGUGGAGACAUUCCCUGCCCCGGAGAGCCGCGGGGGACUGGGUCCGGGCCUGAUCUCUGUGCUACACAUUUCGGGGACCCAGGAGUCUGACUUUAGCAGGAGCUUUAACUGCAGUGCCCGGAACCGGCUGGGCGAGGGAGGUGCCCGGGCCAGCCUGGGCCGUAGAGACUUGCUGCCCACUGUGCGGAUAGUGGCCGGAGUGGCCGCUGCCACCACGACUCUCCUUAUGGUCAUCACUGGGGUGGCCCUCUGCUGCUGGCGCCACGGCAAAGCCUCAGCCUCUUUCUCCGAACAAAAGAACCCGAUGCGAAUCCCCCGCAGCAGCGACGGCUCCAGUUCGCGAGGUCCUGAAGAAGAGGAGACAGGCAGCCGCGAGGACCGGGGCCCCAUUGUGCACACUGACCACAGUGAUCUGGUUCUGGAGGAGGAAGGGACUCUGGAGACCAAGGACCCAACCAACGGUUACUACAAGGUCCGAGGAGUCAGUGUGAGCCUGAGCCUUGGCGAAGCCCCUGGAGGAGGCCUCUUCCUGCCACCACCCUCCCCCCUUGGGCCCCCAGGGACCCCUACCUUCUAUGACUUCAACCCACACCUGGGCAUGGUCUCCCCCGGCAGACUUUACAGAGCCAGGGCAGGCUAUCUCACCACACCCCACCCUCGAGCUUUCACCAGCUAUAUCAAACCCACAUCCUUUGGGCCCCCAGAUCUGGCCCCCGGGACUCCCCCCUUCCCAUAUGCUGCCUUCCCCAUACCUAGCCACCCACGUCUCCAGACUCAUGUGUGACAUCUCUCCAAUGGAAGAGUCCUGGGAUCUCCAACUUGCCAUAAUGGAUUGUUCUGAUUUCUGAGGAGCCAGGACAAGCUGGCGACCUUACUCCUCCAAAACUGAACACUAGGGGAGGGAAAGAUCAUUACGUUUGUCAGGAGCAUUUGUAUACAGUCAGCUCAGCCAAAGGAGAUGCCCCAAGUGGGAGCAACAUGGCCACCCAAUAUGCCCACCUAUUCCCCAGUGUAAAAGAGAUUCAAGAUGGCAGGUAGGCUCUUUGAGGAGAGAUGGGGACAGGGCAGUGGGUGUUGGGAGUUUGGGGCCAGGAUGGAAGUUGUUUCUAGCCACUGAAAGAAGAUAUUUCAAGAUGACCAUCUGCAUUGAGAAGAAAGGUAGCAUAGGAUAGAUGGAGAUGAAGAGCAUACCAGGCCCCAACCUGGCUCUCCCUUAGGGGAACUUUGCUCGGCCAAUGGAAAUGCAGCCAAGAUGGCCAUAUACUCCCUAGGAACCCAAGAUGGCCACCAUCUUGAUUUCACUUUCCUUAAAGACUCAGAAAGACUUGGACCCAAGGAGUGGGGAUACGGUGAGAAUUACCACUGUCGGGGCAAAGGGGAAUCUUGGGAUAAAAAUAUUUAUGUUUAAUAAUAAAAAAAGUCAAAGAGGCAA